AGAUGUUGGAGCUAAUGAAGGGUGAUUUUGAUGAAGAUGAAAAUGGGAUUGGAUUGAGUUUAAGCUUAUCAAUUGGAGGAAAUUACACAAAGAAAAAUGAUCAAGUUUUCAAUUCAGAUGAUAAGAUGUUAAUAGAGUGGCAAAGGUCAAAAAAGAGGGUCUUACAUAGAGAAAUGAUAGAGAAUGAAGAAUUAAUUAGGAGAAAAAGCAAAAUUAGUACUUCUGGCAAUGGUGUAAAAAGCUUGAAUCUUUUUACGAAUCAAGAUUCAUGUGUAAAUGAUCACAAUCUUGUAGUUCCAAUUUGCGAUCAUCGGAAUGUUGGGAAAAGGGAAUCGAUGAGGAAAAAUUGUGGAGGUUUUAGAAUUUAUAACGCGAAUACGAGUUAUUAUCAAUGUAGAAGUAGUGAGUCGAAUGGAUCUAUGGAGAGAUGUUCUUCUACAAUUACAGAAUGCCAAAGUUCGUCUCCUAAAGGUAAUCUAUUUAAUUUGAAGUUUCUUACUAAUAUCUGCAUAACUCUAACCAGCUAUCACACGAACAGGUAA
This is a messenger RNA of Solanum stenotomum, 542 nucleotides long. RefSeq lists its product as uncharacterized. The record is from RefSeq and is a predicted model, not a curated record. NCBI's taxonomy places the organism in Eukaryota, Viridiplantae, Streptophyta, Magnoliopsida, Solanales, Solanaceae. Bases 3 to 542 code for a protein of 179 amino acids. The transcript has a single exon.